Cicer arietinum (chickpea) is the source of this 798-nucleotide messenger RNA. RefSeq names its product heavy metal-associated isoprenylated plant protein 12-like. Gene Ontology annotation, molecular function: metal ion binding. NCBI's taxonomy places the organism in Eukaryota, Viridiplantae, Streptophyta, Magnoliopsida, Fabales, Fabaceae. The record is from RefSeq and is a predicted model, not a curated record.
AUUUGAAAACAAUUCUCCACUCAAAUUUCAUCAUCAACUUGCUCCUCUUCUUAUUCCUUUGCAAUUGUCACCAACAAUUCUUACUUAGCUCUCACUAGCUAACAACAAUGAAGAAAGUUGUGUUGAAGGUAGAUUUUUAUAAUGAUAAAAUCAAGCGAAAAAUGAUGAAGACAGCAUCUGGCCUUUUAGGGGUUGAAUCAGUAUCAAUAGAGUUGAAAGAAAAGAAAUUAACAUUAUCGGGAGAUAUUGAUUCAGUAAAGGUAGUGUUGAAACUAAGAAAAGUGUGUCAAACAGAAAUAGUUUCAGUUGGACCUCUAGAAGAAGACAAGAAGUCAACUGAUGUUUCUACUAUACUCAACUCCUUUGAACCAUAUUGUUUCUGCUAUCAUAUGCAACCACCAUCAGAUAAUAUUCAAUGUUACUACUAUAUUUGAUGUGCAUAUGAAGAAGAGAUUCCUAAUGGAAUACUAAAUUUAUAAGAAAAAUAUAUAGUUUGAUAAAAUAUAGAAAGAUAUUUGACGUACACUCUUAGAGAUACACCUUGAGAGAUAAAGAUAUAAGAAAAAUGAUGUGAAAGAUAUGAUAUGCUAAUAAUGAAAUAGAAAGAGACGGAUAGAGAGAAAAUAAAUUGUUGAAUAUGUGUAGAAAAAUCUAAAAUAUAUGACGGUGUUUUUGUUUAGUACUUAUUUUAAAUUUUUGGCUAUUUGCGAACUGUAUUAUGAUGUAUUGGUUUUAAAGGUUAAUUGUAGGGUAUCUUGUUUUAUAAGGUAGAUACAUUUUCCAUCCUUUUGAACUUUG